AUGGAUACGCCGGAGACUCCGGUUCACACGUCCGAUAUUGAGAAGCAACCGGACACUCAAAAACAAUCCAGUCCUUACCCAUCCCAUCCCAUUGCCCAACUCCAGGGCCCGUUUGAGGAAUCAAUUAUCGAAACGACCGAUCGUUCUAAAACUAAUUGGAUCGUUGACAUUGACGCGCAAACCCGCCGACGUGAUCUAUUAGAGAACGAUGAAUACGAGCGGCUUUGUGGGCGAAAAUGGCGUCAAAGGACCUCUGAAAAAUACCAUCCAUUUUGGAAAUUGAUCUCCCAAAUGGCCUUCGGAGUUCACCUCUUAGCCAAGAGCCUGGCAAAAUCCGAAGCCUCAGUCAUGAAGAUUCUACAGAAACAUGUAAAUGAGUUGGAUGGCUUCUUGGAAAGGACCACCGAAGACUUCUUGAUCGUCCGACUAGACGUUCGCACGCGAAUUCAGUAUCUCAGUCUACCGCUGGGAAACCUUGACGUCUUCGAUGAGAUGCUAGAGGACCGGAAUUUCCGGCUAUCAGUUGUCGCCUAUAAUGAUCAGAUUGAACAUGCCAUUGAAAGAUUCACCCUGGCCGUCACAGACUCCCUGAAAGACCUACAAAAGGCAAAGGAGGCUAUGGGCGCACUGUGGUUCUACUUCCGGAAACUCACGGACGAGGAUUGCUUCAAGACCGAGAGCCUCAAGGCUUUCCACCAGGCCAUGAUGGACAAUAUGGAGGGCUGGAUUGUCGCCAUCUCAAAACUUCGUCGACGGGGCACUGCUCUUCAAAAAGCCCUGAUUCAACUUGGCUUGGCGACUACAGAAAUGCAACGACGGGUGGGAAUAGCCAGUAGGAAGGACGUGCGAUCGUUUAUUAAACACACCAGCAAGACUGUGAAUCGAAACAAGUCGGUCAAGCAAAGACUCUUUGCUAAAGAACGGCCCACAUCCGAAAAGCCUCUUCCUCGGGAUCCAUUAUCAAAGCCAAAGAGGACCCCAACAGUCUCCAAGCAGUUUGAGAGUGCCACAGUUAAAAAUCAAACCGACACCCCUGCGGAUCCACCCAUCCUGGGCGAUGGCAUUCGGCGCAGGAUCAUGAGUCGGGCCAAAUCAUGCAGUGCUCUUAUAGCAGAAGCCGGCGCAGGCGCCGGCAACGAAGCACCACCUCCCCUUCCAUCGACAUCCGGAAGGCUCAAACGCAAGCUCUCCAAGCCCUUCCUACCCAAACGGUCUGCCAGCGAGAAAAUCAGCUCGGCCCAAGGUCGACCGAGAACAGCACCUUCACAGCCCUCACGACUCUCACGCACCAUCUCCAUAGAACAGCUCCGGGCAUUCUGCACCACCCCACGCCCUCGAACUGGACAAUGCACAGCCCAAUCGCCCAUACAAGCGCGACAGGAAGCCCACGACCAACUCACGAAUGGCCGAGAGACCAUGAAGGAGCAGAUAUCCCAGUUCCUCAAGACGGACCGCGUCGUCGAAGCCUGGGAUAGCGUAUCCAAAACCGCAUGCUGUACACUCCCGAUUGCCAAGGCGAAAGAUUGGCCCAGCAGCGUAUUCCGAACCAAGUCUUCUACUACCCUAGAAAAUAAGGUCAACGACACAAGCCUCUCCGGGCCGGAUCUGGACAGGCAGAUGUCCUGGGUACAGGAGACAUUCGAGGUAUUACCUACAUACUCGUUCAAAACGAAACCUGACAUGUCGCCCCGGAUCCAUGUUUUAUCGGUGCAGAUGACCCACGAGGACACCAAUGGGGCUGAGAGAGAGGCGAGUUUGGAUUUGAAAAGUGAAAUCCAGUCGAGUAUCACCGCGUUACCGGCUUUGCCAUCCAUCCCGGUUUAA
Penicillium mononematosum is the source of this 1824-nucleotide messenger RNA. RefSeq lists its product as uncharacterized. Bases 1 to 1824 code for a protein of 607 amino acids. Lineage: Eukaryota; Fungi; Ascomycota; Eurotiomycetes; Eurotiales; Aspergillaceae. The transcript has 3 exons. The record is from RefSeq and is a predicted model, not a curated record.